Cladocopium goreaui is the source of this 519-nucleotide messenger RNA. Lineage: Eukaryota; Dinophyceae; Suessiales; Symbiodiniaceae. The record is from the annotation of a GenBank genome assembly.
AUGGAUGCCCGGCAGCGGCUGCAACUCCUGGAGAAAUUACAUGGGAGCUGUGGCAGCAAAGCGUCUCAAAGAUUGAUGCUCUUGACUCUUGCUUACCCGCACACCAAACAGCAGGAGUGUUGUUUUGCAGAGACAUGCAGCUUUGAAAAAGCAGAGUACUUGCAAGCCGCGACAGUGGCCUUCUCGCUGUACUCAGCGCUGGACAGAUCUGUCAGGCACAGUGGUGAAGCAGUUCCAGCAAGCAGUUUUGCUGUGACUCCUGUUCUGGAGCAGCAGAGAGCUGCACUCUUGAUGCUUAUCAGUGCCUUGACCUUAACCCCCGAGCAGCAGCUGCUGAUGCCUGGGCCCUGCAAGCCCAGCUUUGGCGCCACGGGUGAGGACAUGGCCUCGCUACAGAGCUGGUUUCAGGAAGCGACAGAGGUGGCACACAAGGCAGCGGUCUCCUUGCAAGAAGCGCAGACGAUGUUAGCCGAGUUGGACCUAAAGUGCAAUCAGGAGCCACUAGCCGUGGAGCCCUAA